This is a messenger RNA of Spirometra erinaceieuropaei, 5888 nucleotides long. The record is from the annotation of a GenBank genome assembly. NCBI's taxonomy places the organism in Eukaryota, Metazoa, Platyhelminthes, Cestoda, Diphyllobothriidea, Diphyllobothriidae.
AUGAGCGCAGCAGGCGGAUGGAUCAACUUCACCGCUGCCGUCUCCCUGAUCUUCUCCGUCUUCUUCUUCAUCAUCUUUGCCUUCAACUUCAUCCACCGACUGCCCGGACCCUGGGUCCUCAUUGUAAGUCUUUGCCUCUGUCGCUUUCAUUUGAACUGUGCUGCGUCAUGCUAAAAAGGGACAUCCUCUCCGCUUAAACAUGAAGUUCUUCUUAUGCCGGAGGACAUUUUGUUUAGAUUGUUUUCCAGUCGAGUCUACCAUUCCAACUGCUUGUUACCUAUUCAAUUCCUGAGAGAGGGUUUCGCAUGCUGCUGCUUCUAACAUGUUUUAAAGGAUAUUUAAGAUGAGUCAGGAAUUACUUCUUGAUAGUGCGAACUACUGCGUUUCCAACCCACAAAGCCAGUCUUCUGGCCCUGAGAAAAACGUGAGGGGGUUCGUGUCUCCACAGUCGUCACCAUUUGAGCAAAACAAUUUCUACGUACUUGUACCAUAGACUAAGAACUUUAUUCCAUAGAUGCCAGACUGUUCCAUAUCAAACUAAAGCCCCCUGUUGCUAGAAGAAGUAGAACAUUAACAAAGAUAAGGGAGGCUAGGAUAGGCAUUUUUUGAUUUUCGGCCGCGUUAACCAGUCGUACCCAAUCUCGUGCCUGGAUGACCGAGGACUCGAAUCGGGGUUCUUUGGUCAUUGAUCCAUGGGUCCGUCGUCCCGUCACCUGCGAUCUGGAAUAUUAACUACUGUUUGAAGUCCAUCACUGACCAGCUUACGGGACAUACCAGUUCGGUUGCGUCUUUGGACGGUCGCACAACGACCAGUUAUGUGUGUAUUGACAAAGACAACGGAGAGGAGGGUGGUCGUUCCUGACGUAUUAGCCGUCGUCAGCCAGCCGUACACAACCCCAGCACCGGAUGACCUAGAAUUCGAGCCCAGAAUGUUUGCCCAUUAAACUUCAAGUCCAACGCGCUUAUGCUAGACUGAUUGGAACAUCACUUUCUCCUCCCGGAUACAUUUGCUCGGCUACAUUUGAAGCUACCUUGAGCGCUCAUGUUCUCUAGCCCAGUAGCUUGGUAAGCACACUUGAUGUGCGGUCAGUGCUAGAAUAUGCUGCUGGCUCUAGACUCCGGAGUUUUAUGAAACCUGAACUUCAGCGGAUUCUCUAACUGGCCUGGCAGUUUUGCACCGACUUUGUGGGACUACUAUGUCUCUGAUUCCGAAGUCCUUCAUUUCUUUCCGAUAUACCUACAACCACCGACUUGUGAAUUGGAAAUUUUCUUCCCUUUUAGACCUCCAAGGCACCGUUUAAUUUUGUUUAGACUUCAAAGUCACGUGUCGACGGUAUUCACUUUUGCGGCCUCAUUUCUGGACGGGCUAAGGGCGUUGCAUUUUACUCGAGCACUCCCGUCAAGUGUCCUCCCAGAUGGUUGCCCGGCGACGAGUUGCCAACAAAUGAGCAGUAUUAGGAAAAGUGUAAGAAAAAGCGGAACGCCCAUGCUUUGCCCUGUCAACUCAGUGAACACAGCCUACCUGUGGUGCCGGACGGCUGGUAGAGCGCUAGUCCAUAUCGUAGCCACUAGGGGACGCAGUUCAAUGCGGCGACCGGGAUGAGCUGAGAUCUUCCACGGUAGGCCAAUAGGGUAUGGCUGAUUGUUUCAAUCGUCUGCUCUACGCUAUACUCAAAGAUGUCCGUCGACGCGUCGUAUCAUAGUUCUGUACUUACGCUGACCGUCAUUGUUACGAUCCUUUUGCUUGGCUGGAGACCCCUUAUGAACGGCGGUAGAUUAGGUGUAUGCCACUGUAGUUGUUGGACGGGAAAUUCUUUAUUUCGCGCUGUACGUCCUCAGACAGUAGUCCUUCGGUAGUCCAAACCCUGAUUAAGCCAUAGUGCGCUGGAGAAAGAUUGCAGGGCGACUUGGUGGAUGGAUGGCCUCUUAUAAGCGCACGGAAAGGCGAAUUUCAGGCAGCUGUUGAAAAAUAGGGGCCUCGGUCUCUGGGACAUGGAUUUCUUUUACCGUACGUUUCGGAUCAACUCAUCAACGCAGCAUAGGGCGCUGCAAUCCAAAGAAAUGCCGAUCGUCCCUGCUCCACUACACAUCUUCUACAAUUACCAGCUUCCGCAUUUAUCGCGGAGGUGUGUGUAUGGUGCAAUAACGGCCUGGCGACCCACAUUCAAACCAUCAAAGACCACGUUUUUCGCGCCGGCGCUUGUAUCUAACCUGACGAUUGCGGAGAAGUCGGAUCCCCCAUUGCUGUCAGGGGAGUUAGUGUUUACCCACACAGCCGAGCGCUGGAUACGGAAAGGAGAGACAAUUGCGUCUUUUGAUGUACUACAGGCCACAAUAAACCCUAGCAUACGUCGCUCGUGUUUCACGCAGUUGGCACCUCUCGCAUGAACUUUGGCCUUUUCGAACUUGAAGGUGUGGCCGGGUUCCGUCAAGUGAUCCGCGACUUGAGAGCUGGCGUCAUUUAUCAACGCUGACGACAUUGCCUUGCAGGCAAACACGAAAGACCAAACGACAGUCCGACAAUCGCAAUCGACGACAUCCUCUGCGUGCCCCACGGAGUUGGCGCAGCGCACGCGAAUUGCGCGCGAACUAGUUGCAGACUUGCGCGUCAUUUACCGCAUUCUGCCCCACUAGCCAUGUCCUGAUGGCAAGGCACAGCCAAGACGACCGGGGUUGUCGCAGUCGCAGUGACCACCACAGUUAGUCAGUCCCAAACGCAUAGAGUUCUUUUGGGUCAACCGUUACUUUUAAGAAGUUACGCAGGCGACUGAUGAUUCAAACCCACCACUUCAAUCCAAAGCUUAUCUAGUAAUUGAGGUAACGCUCGGUCACUGACCCCCAGCCCACAACAUAAUGGUUGCGAUCAAGAAUUACACAAGGUCAUUAGGUUCUGAACGGUAACGGUCGUUCAAUUUCUGCAUGAACAGGCAACGAGUAAUCGACAGCGGAUACUUUCGAAGGUAAUGGCUCUUGGAAUGACCGUUUCUGGUUUAUGUUCUGUCAUCUAGACCGCGAGAAUCUGAUGUCUAACCCUGGUUCGACUGGUCAUUUAGCAAAUGACCAUUUCCAUCUCGCAGUGUCAGGAUCAGCAAACGGCGAUCGCUGAAUCCAUGUACUUUACUAUAAAUGUCAUUCAACAUUGCUUGUGCGCCGAACCAGCUCAGUGCAGGGAGCAGUCAUGACAAGUAGGAUUAGUGCUGACGUAUCGAGCGGACCAUGGAUGGCACGUAAUUCCAUGUUUUUUUUUCCGGAAUAGCACCCUGAUCAUCAUUAGGUGGAGUCUCCUAGGUUUGCGUCGUGCCUGUCGAAACCUGUGAGUCUUACCGCCGCCUGCACUUCCAUCUACCGAACAUGCUUAAACCCGUCACGGGUGCCGCACGAAUCAGGCGGACCAAUUUGGUCUGCUCGUCGGUAGAACGAGACAUGCUGGUUGAGUGUUUUUUUUAUGGCGGGAGGUCGGGCUGGCAUUGUGGUUUCCGACAAAGCUCCUCGGGGCACCACCGGAUGUGCGCACGUGUUGAGACCUGCUGUAGGAAUAUUCGCCGGAACCGUGCCCAGUGUGUUACUGUCAGCCUGCAUGCCUGCGGCCGUAUACCAUCCAUGGAAGUCUAUCUUUUGCAGUAUGUGCCUGUGGAUUUCAGUAAAUCGAGGCACUUUGCUUAACCAUUCACGACGCUAGGAUUUACACUUUUCUGACAAUAUAUAGUGAAGGAAAUGACGAGCCUAUUAACUUCAGUGGCGGGGAUGCCGUCUUGCCCUUCAUUUUAAAUAUUUUAUGCUUCUUUCCGGCAAAGGUUUUAACCUCUUGCCGGUAGUGGUUUCAUUUGAAUAUUGUGUCAGUCAGCGUCGAUAGUAUCCGACUUAAAUACUCCUUCCUGUUCAGGAUUACAACCCCGCCCCGGCUUUCUUUCUCAGAUUCUUCAAAGCCACCAGACGUCCAUUAGUCGACAGCGAGCACCUCUAGGGGAAGGGGGCAAUCCUGUUUGCUAUAAGAUCUCAGGGAAUUUGGCUUCCAAUCUGUUUCCGCUGUCUUGUGGUUUACUUGUUCUAUCCAAUCACGGGUCAUCCGAGUCAUCAAAUUGGCCUUCAAUUUUCUUCGCGGGUCUAUUUUUUUUCUUGUUCCCAUAUACAACUUGAAACCUAACGGGGGAACUUUGACCCAGGUCAGAAAUGUCUACACCGGUCCUCCGGGUUUGUCGGAGGGGAUCCAUCUAUUGUUAGCCUAUUAAACGAACUGUGAAGUUCGACACGGACCCGUAUCUGUCACUCUCUCUGAUUAUGGGUUCGAGCAUAUAUCUGAAACGUCGGACGAAUAAAACUCUUGUUCCAGCGAUCGCUUCUACUUCUUAUCAAAUAUAUUGCCCUUGCUUGCCAGGGGAACACUUAUUUUGCAAAUUGUGUGCAACAAGUCGGACUCGCCGAUUGAGUGCGCAUUUGUGACGGGAGGUGUAGUCACAUUCUGUCAUCUGUGCAUGGGCCAGAUGAUGUAGGCUCUUAAGUUUUGGGCGUGGUCAGUUUCGUCGACGUGUCUUGCUAAGAUACUGGGGGAGCAAGUAACCGCUCUGUCUGCAGAACUGGAGGAUUUCCAUUCUGGCUUCCGUUCUGACGAUCCUGUACAACUGGGUAAAGACCAUUUGCAUCUGACUAGGGGGUUAUGCUGUGCUAUUUUUCAAUUUUUUUCCUGAUUUGUUAUCUUUUCCCAUCUCGAAAAGACCAACCAGCAACCGAUGAGCAUUUGAAAAACCCUUUUUAUUGCACUCCAAUCACGACAUUGCACCGGAAGUGCCUAGGGCUAGCACAGCGCCAACCUCGCUCUGCCUUCCCGCACCCAUUCUUUUACCAUAGCAUGGACCGGACCAAAGGCACUGCGAAUGGUCUGGUGUCAGCGCUCUCCAGGCAUUUGUUCCCCAUCUCUCGCCUGCAGCACACUCGCUUAUCACUCAACUUACACGUUUCAGUAUUUACACCCUCGGGUGUCAUAGUUUGCCACCAAAGCCUGCCAGCUGGGAGCCUUCCGGGCCACGACGUUUAUGUCCAUCUGCACUUGAGUCGUACCUGUAUAACAACCCAUAAGUCUCUCUGCCAUCUGAGAAUUCGAUAACUUUUCUGCAAUACUACACUUCUCCGUCGCUCUUGGGGUGUGUGUGUUGAGUCCUUCAAUUCACACAAACAUUAAUUCAUCCGGAUGCAUGUCCUUCGAUCUCCAUCUGGUAUGAGACUACUGCACCCACCUAAUUCCGAGGUUAAACUCACAAAGCACGUGCUGACUGGCAAUAUGAGCACAUGCUUGGUGGAUUUUAUGUCACUACAUGACGCAACUGCGUUGUCUUUAUCUCAUCACUGGGUCUUCCGUCGUUCCCCAUGCGAUUUUCGGCAGAACUGGAGUUUGCGAAUUACAGGGCAAUGUUGGUGAACUCCUACCUAUGCCAAUUACUGUUGCUCUUACAUGUGUAUGCAUUACAUAACUUCGCUCAAGUUGCUAGUAUUCAUAUUAAACCUUGUAAAGAUUUUAGCCGAACCGUACAAGUGCUGCCCCGAUGACUUUGCCCCUUUUCUGCAUGUCCCUUUAGUGCCAACUUCUUGUUUUUAUGACAAACCAUUCUCGCGCCGUUUUGCCCCUACUCAAUCCCCAGGAGUGGCUAACCGUACUCACCAGCAAGGGCAACCGACUAUUCAUGUGUCAUUUUCAUUUUCGCAGGACUUUGUCGUGCAGGCCGUGCUCUGUUUCCUCAUGACGGUGUCGCUAAUUGUGGCCGCCGCAAGCUCAUAUCGGGGAGGUUCGGCGAUCGCUGCUGCCGUAAGUUGCCCUUUCUCCUUCUCCCCCAGUUUUCCUCCUCUCCCGCCUCAAAAAUCUACCCAAUCGGGAUCAGGGAAAAUACCAUCAUUGA